This is a messenger RNA of Neocloeon triangulifer, 1076 nucleotides long. RefSeq lists its product as uncharacterized. The transcript is spliced from 3 exons. The coding region runs from base 87 to 818 and encodes 243 amino acids. The record is from RefSeq and is a predicted model, not a curated record. NCBI's taxonomy places the organism in Eukaryota, Metazoa, Arthropoda, Insecta, Ephemeroptera, Baetidae.
CUGAAGGUUAGAUAAUUAGGAUUUCUGGAGCAUAAAGCUGGCAUCGCAUCUAGAGUUGCCACAGUUGAGCCAUUUCUCUACACACGAUGUCUUCACAAGUGCUUAGAACUUUAAUUACAUUCUUCUGUGUAAGCAUGGUAUCGUGCACAAUUCCUAUUUGCCCUCUACAUCACUUGAAAGCGAAAUUGCGGCACCAGGCACUAGCCUCAAAACUCGCCCUGCAUAAAAAGCCGCUGCUGAAACCGACACUCUUGCACCCAAUCAAGCCGCCAAUCAAACCUCUUGGCCACGCGGUCAUACCAAAAUUGCUGGUGGGCGCACGUCUCUUGCCUGUAGCCAAUUUUGUCAAAAAUUUGGCCACCUUAGUCGAUCCUUUGCACCUGAGCAAAAUCCCAGUGUCCGCCAGGGCAAAGAAGCCCACCCUUCUAGGGCCCUUGAAAAAACCAGCUGCCAUCGGAGCUUCAUUGAGGCAGUUUAAUCGAGUGAAGGACAAUUCUCGUUCUUUUUCCAAAGAAAGGGUUGAUGGGGACUCAUCCCUUUCAGACUCUCGCAGUCACUGGGUUCAUACGCUGAGAGAAAAUAUUCCGCCUGCCGACCGCGCAAGACACAUAUCAAGAAGUUUAAUGUCCAGAGCGUUCAGAUCGUUCAUUAACCACGACGAACACACCCUCGAAAACCUGGCCCCCGUAAUGCAGCCGCUGCACCACUUCCUCAGCACGGCCGGCAGCCUGAUUUUACCUCACCCCGAGGAGGACAUUGGCCACCCUGUCGAGCCGUUACUCAUUCAUAGCUGGCCAAACGUUCCUCCCUUGCACUGAAAAAUAAUUCAUUGAUAUUAACAAAUAAAAUUAGUAACAUUUUAAAGAGAAAUUUUUGAAUCUUUCCAAAGAAAAAUUUACGAAUGCACCUUUUAAUUACCAUUAUAGUAUCAUUUUCGAUACUUGAAAGGCAGAUGUUAUGCACCAUGCCAGACAUGCAAGUAAUGCAGGUUGCAUACAUUUUCUUCAUAUUAUCUGUAUAUUUUCUCCAUAUUAUUCUGCAGGCUUAAAAAUUAGACGAAUAUGAAAGAAAUAUUU